Messenger RNA from Bombina bombina (fire-bellied toad), 878 nucleotides. Its product is annotated as serine--tRNA ligase, mitochondrial-like. Gene Ontology annotation, cellular component: mitochondrion. Gene Ontology annotation, molecular function: serine-tRNA ligase activity; ATP binding; tRNA binding. Bases 60 to 878 code for a protein of 272 amino acids. Gene Ontology annotation, biological process: mitochondrial seryl-tRNA aminoacylation. The transcript has 8 exons. The record is from RefSeq and is a predicted model, not a curated record. NCBI's taxonomy places the organism in Eukaryota, Metazoa, Chordata, Amphibia, Anura, Bombinatoridae.
UUGAUUGGUCAAUACCUCUGCUGUUACUUAGCUAGUGUCUCCGCCCUCCAUUUGAUUGGAUGGCAUGGAUGCCGGCGUUACGGCUAUGCUGUACUAGCAAGAUGGCUGCGCGCUUGCUGCUGAGACGUCUGUGUGCUAGUGGCCGGCGGUAUCUUAGUUCUGGCGGCACAGACUCUCCGCGCAGUCGGUUGUAUGAGCAUGUGAGACAGGGCUACAGCGAGAGACCGCGGCUGGACAUCCAGAGCAUGAGGCAGGAAGCGGAAAACUUGAAAAUACACGAUGGAGACAUGAGGAGAGGUGGACGAGGGCUUCUAGCUGUGAUCAACACCUGGGAACAAUUGGAAAAAGUGAGACUAGAUAUCCAGAGACUGGAGACUGAGAAAACUGAUAUUGCCAAUGAAGUGAAGCAACUUGUGACUUCACACGACAAGCAAAGUCUUCAAACACUCCCCAGGUACACGUCUAUCAGGCAGAGGGGGAAAGAGAUCCGGCUGCAGCUGACAUCUUUAUAUCAGGAGGAGUCCAGGCUUGAUGAAUCCUUUUAUUGCCAAGCUCUAAAACUGCCCAACAGAACCCAUCCUGACACGCCGGUUGGGGACGAGUCUAACGCUCGGGUUUUGGAGGUAGUGGGAGAGAAGCCAGAAUUUGACUUUGCACUCCGGGGCCACCUGGAAAUUGGGGAAGCGUUGGACAUAAUCCGACAGAGACGCCUCUCUCAUGUUUCGGGUCACCGUUCCUAUUACCUCCGUGGAGCCGGCACGUUGCUGCAAUACGCUCUUGUGAACUUUACCCUCAGCAAGCUUGUAAAAAAGGGAUUCAUUCCUAUGUCUGUACCUGAUGUGCUAAAAGGAGCUGUGUUUGUGAGUAUUGUUCUGUAA